This is a messenger RNA of Nerophis ophidion (straightnose pipefish), 1249 nucleotides long. Its product is annotated as sodium channel subunit beta-2-like. The transcript has 5 exons. Bases 153 to 836 code for a protein of 227 amino acids. Lineage: Eukaryota; Metazoa; Chordata; Actinopteri; Syngnathiformes; Syngnathidae. The record is from RefSeq and is a predicted model, not a curated record. Gene Ontology annotation, cellular component: membrane.
GCCAGCUAUGUCAUGCCUCUAAGCACACACGCUUUAUUUUUCAGCGUUUUUACCUGCCAAAAAGCUUUCUUUUUUAUUUAUUUAUUUUUUUUCGCUCUAUUUUUGCAUUUGUCCUGCCCCCCUAAAAAAAAAAAUCGUUUGAAGCAGCGGCCAUGUGUGUGAGUGCGCAGGCGGGGAGAAGCGGCGUUGCUCGGCUGCUGAUGCUGAUCCUGCUGCUGGGGGUCUCCGGUUCUCUAUGCAUGGACGUCAUUGUGCCCAGUAAAAUCAACGUAAAGAAUGGGACCGAUAUCAAAAUCCCCUGCACUUUCACUUCCUGCUAUAAGAUAUACCCGCCCAAGUUCGUCAUGAACUGGACCUACCAAGAAACGGUCAACGACACGGAAAAAAUGUUUAUGGUGUACAACCAGAAGAAAGGAAUGAUGGCCCGGCGCUUUGCAGACCGGGUCACGCUGCCAGACAGGGUCCCGUUCGCCGACCGGGUCACGUUCGCGGGGAACCUGGAAAAGAAUGACCUGUCAGUCAUCUUGUCCGAUGUUCAGGAGGACGACGAGGGCUUGUAUCACUGUUACGUGAUCAAUCCCCCGGACCGCAUACACGGACACGGCUUCAUAAAGCUCAAUGUUUUUCCUGAACUGCCGCCGCCGAGAGACUCCACGAUUGCGGUUGCGAUCGGGGCGUCGGUGGGCGGAGUGCUCGCUCUCCUCAUCCUUUCCAUGGUCGUCGUGAAGUUCCUCCGCCACCAUCUCAAGCAGGAACUGAUCUCGGAGGAGAAGACGGAGGAAGAGGGGAAAUUAGAGGCUGAAGGUGCCACAGAAGAGGGAACAAAACAAGCGUAAAUGGAGAAUCAGACUGGACCAGUAGCCUGCAGAACCAUCACCUCUCUCGGUGAAACCAUCACCUCUCCCGGUGAAACCAUCCUCCACUGCAACUGCCUUGUCAGCAUCAGAGUAAAAGGGAUUGAUGCUACAAUCUGCACCUCCGAUAAAAACAUGUGAUGGAAAACUUGAGGCAUGAGUGAUAGUAAGUCAUGUCAUUCAUACAAUGGUACUUCGGAGGGGUUUUUUGCCCGUGAUCCAAAUCAUACAGAAAAAAAAAAUAAUAAUAAUUAAAUAAUGCAAAUGAAAUCAAUCUGGUUCCGAUUCCCAAAAAUACGGCCACAAAAUAAAUUUUUAUGGAAAAUAAUUAUAGUUUUACAUUCAGAAAACAAUGAUACAUACACAACAUUAAUGAAAUGUAUGAACAUUUAAAG